Orcinus orca (killer whale) is the source of this 1328-nucleotide messenger RNA. It is a transcript of the gene NKX2-8, whose product is annotated as NK2 homeobox 8. Gene Ontology annotation, cellular component: nucleus. The coding region runs from base 477 to 1184 and encodes 235 amino acids. NCBI's taxonomy places the organism in Eukaryota, Metazoa, Chordata, Mammalia, Artiodactyla, Delphinidae. Gene Ontology annotation, biological process: regulation of transcription by RNA polymerase II; cell differentiation. The record is from RefSeq and is a predicted model, not a curated record. Gene Ontology annotation, molecular function: RNA polymerase II cis-regulatory region sequence-specific DNA binding; DNA-binding transcription factor activity, RNA polymerase II-specific. The transcript is spliced from 2 exons.
CCGCGGGGCCAGGCCCGACAUCAGCCCUGGAGGAGGAGGAAGCUGGGACCGGCGGUCGGUGGCCACUGCUCGCCACCCAAGAUGUUAUUCUUUGGCAACAAUCCCCAUUAUCUGUCCCCACUUUGGGCUAAUCAGACAGAAUCGCUAAUGCGGAGGGCUGCUUCCUGCCGCCUCUGGGAGGUAACGGGGCGCCCGAGGGGCGGGGGACGGGGCGGGGCGGGGGGCGGAGGUGGCACCUUCCGGGCUCGCCGGGGCUUUGGUCCCGCACGCAUUCAGGUACUUGACACUCGGGAGUCCCGGACCUCGCCCGGGUGGGAAGAGCUGUUUAUAUAAACAGGGAUUCCACGGUAGAUGCCCUAAUAUCUCGGCAGCCAGUGCAUGGCGUGCGCCUCUCACGCCCACCCAUAGGAGCGGCGUCCCCGGCCGCCCCUCGGUUCCCAGCCUGCCCUGCCCCCGCCUCCUUCCCCUCCUCGGCCAUGGCUACCUCUGGACGCCUCGGCUUCACCGUGCGCAGUCUCCUGGACUUACCGGAGCAGGACGCGCAGCACCUACGGAGGCGGGAGCCCGAGCUACGCGCCCCCGGCCCCUACGCCACCUGGCUGGAAUCGGAGCGCGGCCACUACCCCUCCUCGGACGAGAGCAACCCAGAGGCCAGCCCGCGGGACUCGUCGCAGCGGCCGUCCGCUCGGCCUGCGUCUCCGGGCUCGGACGCCGAGAAGAAGAAGAAGCGGCGGGUGCUGUUCUCCAAGGCGCAGACGCUGGAGUUGGAGCGGCGCUUCCGGCAGCAGCGCUACCUGUCAGCGCCAGAGCGCGAGCAGCUGGCGCGCCUGCUGCGCCUCACGCCCACGCAGGUCAAAAUCUGGUUCCAGAACCAUCGCUACAAGCUGAAGCGCGCGCGCGCGCCGGGAGCCGCGGAGGCGCCCGACUUGGCAGCGGCAGCCGAGGUUCGCGCCGCGCCCGGCCUGCUGCGCCGCGUGGUGGUGCCCGUGCUGGUGCGCGACGGGCAACCGUGCGGCGGCAGUGGCGAGGUGGGCACGGCCGCCGCCCGGGACAAGAGCGGCGCGACCCCGGCAGCCGCCUGCCCUCUGCCAGGCUACACGGCCUUCGGUCCCGGCUCGGCGUUCGGCCUCUUCCCCGCCUACCAGCACUUAGCGCCCCCCGCCCUGGUCUCCUGGAACUGGUGAGGCAGCCGCGGGGCGCGGGCACCUGGGGCUACGCCGGACUUGGGGUGCGCUCUGCGGCCGGAGCAGGGAUAGAGCCGGAGACCUGGAGCGCGUCCUGGGCCCCUCCUCCUUCGACGCGGGGGUCCCCUGCCCCGCCCUCAUCAA